AUGGAGUUCGAUAAGUAUGAAAAAGCCUUGGAGAAGUGGGAGGCUAUUAAAGCGCUUGUGGACAGCGGGAAGAUGAUGGAGGAGGAAUUUGUUUUCAACACUCUGGCAGAGGACGGCUCCAAUACCCAUUCUUCGAUGGUAGUUAAUGAUGAAACGAGAAAUGGCGAUGGGAUUUGCCAUGAAGUAACUGACUUCUCGACUCGCAAGUUGCAGAACUGA
Molecule: messenger RNA, 219 nt
Organism: Paracoccidioides lutzii Pb01
Exons: 1
Coding region: 1-219 (72 amino acids)
Source: RefSeq, a predicted model, not a curated record